UUGCGCAAGAUUGGAAUGAUGUAGUGCAACAAUGUUUUACGCCGGUAUCAGACGCUGCAUGAUUAUUUCGAAGAUAAGACAGAACUUUGCUGCAUUUGUUGUCUGGUGUAGACAGCCCAUGGGAAAGACGCACCGCCUCAACUGUUUUUUUCCGUCCGUCUUGAGAAGGCAGCGCAGCUGCCACUUGCGCUGUUUGUCUGUGUGACUCGGCAAUUUCCGCGAAUUUCCGCGAAUUGACGAACGGUCGUGACCCGGCGACACCAGUUCAGUUCCACAGUGCCCGCAAUUUGACAAGUCCGAGGCACGGCGUGGCAGCCAAGGAGAAAGAGAGAGAGAGUCUGCUAUUCCCCCAGACCCUCUUGCAAUUUUAUUGUCCGCAACAUUUAUCUCUCAAGCUGACGAGUCAUGAGUGGGAAUACCUCGUUUCCUCGUCUGUUCCUUUGUGUUUUGUUUUUCUCAACAGGUUUUCUAUUAUUACCUCAGCAAAUAUUAAGCCUGCAGGACCAGUCUGGAGAAAACCUUCCAAUUUGCAAAGAGUCAGAUUACUACUAUGAAUACACAGAGUGUGAUAGUGUAGGCUCCAGGUGGAGAGUAGCAGUGCCUCACACCCCAGGGACCUGCACAGGACUGCCAGACCCAGUCAAAGGCACAGAAUGCUCUUUUUCCUGUGGAGCUGGUCAAUUCUUAGACAUGAAGAAUCAAUCAUGCAAAGAAUGUGCUGCUGGCACUUACUCCCUUGGCACUGGCAUUGAAUUCAACGAGUGGGAUGAGCUACCAUCAGGGUUCGUCAAUACAGGAACAGCUCUAGACUCAUCAGACAAUGAGUCAACUGAGAAUUGCACCAUGUCAAAAUGGAUUCUUAAAGGUGAUUUUGUGGCAUCUAACAGUGAUGAAUGCACAGCUACUCUGAUGUAUGCAGUGAACCUGAAACGGUCAGGCAGCAUCUCAUUUGAAUAUCAGUAUCCAGAUACCAACAUUUACUUUGAAUUUUUUGUUCAGAAUGACCAAUGUCAAGCAAUGGAUGGUGAAUCAAAAUGGAUAAGGAAAACAGAAAGAAAUGAAUGGGAUCAUCAUUCUGUGCAAUUGAAUCGUGGCAAUAAUGUCUUGUACUGGCGAACAACAGGGUUUUCAAUGGGUAUGCAAAUACUGAAGCCGGUUCUCAUUAGGAACAUUUUUAUCACAGGAGUAGCCUAUACAUCAGAAUGUUUUCCGUGUAAACCAGGCACGUUUAAUGCAAAACCUGGAUCCUCCCGCUGUAAUUUAUGUCCAAGAAACACCUAUUCUCCAAGAGCAGCAACUUCAUGCCAAGCGUGUGAAAAAGAUAAAUAUUCAGAGCCUGGUUCAGGAACAUGCAAACCACGACCUCCAUGCUCAGGAAAGGACUAUUUCUCUACACAUACACCAUGUGAUGUUGAAGGAAAGACGCAGAUCAUGUAUAAAUGGAUUGAACCCAAACUCUGCAGUGAAAAUGCAAAGGGAGCAGUGAAACUUCCUGCAUCAGGAGCCAAAAAGUUAUGUCAACCAUGUAACCCAGGCUUUGUCCAAAUCAAUGGUACUCAUGACUGUGAGCCAUGUCAGUAUGGCUUUUACUCAGAUGGAUCUAAAGAAUGUGUGAAGUGUCCGGUUGGCACUGAACCAGUAUUGGGUUUUGAAUACAAAUGGUGGAAUACUUUGCCAAAAAAUAUGUUCAGUUCAUGUUUCAGUGGAAUGAAUCAAGACUGUGGAGAAAUGACAGGAUGGGAGGUAGCUGGAGACCACAUACACAGUUCAAUUGCAAGUGCCGGCAAUAAUUACUUGAUGCUAAUGAUGCACGUUCCUGGAUUUAGGCCCCCACAGUCAACUGUAGAGAAUCUAGACAACCCAGAAAUUGCUCGGAUUACUUUUAUCUUUGAGACAGUGUGUGCUGCAGACUGUGAGUUAUAUUUUUUGGUGGGACCUACUAAAGAAAAUACAAGAUCAGUGGAAGUCUGGAAUGGCUCCAGGGAAAAGCAGUCCUACACAUAUAUUAUUGAAAGAAAUACAUCACUUGCUUUCAUGUGGGCAUUCCAACGCACAGCUUCAUUUGAACAGAGUCGAGUGUAUUCAUCUGACGUUGCCAAAAUUUACUCCAUCAACGUGACCAACGUAAUAGGCGGUGUGUCGUCAUAUUGUGGACCAUGUGCGCUAGAAUCAACCUCCUCUGGAUCUUCUUGUGUGUCAUGUUCACCAGGCCAGUACAUAGACAAGGAGUCCAGUAAAUGCCAGGCAUGUCCACCACUUACACACCUCAAAGCUCAUCAUCAUUACGGAAAAGAAUCUUGCAUUCCAUGUGGACCAGGCACCCAAAAUAAUUUGAACCGCACCCUCUGUUACAAUGAUUGCACGUUUGUAUUUCACAAAGCGCAUGGGACUUGGCAGUAUGAUUUCAGUCUUCUCAAUGAGUCCACAUCGAUUACAAGUGGCCCUCGUUUCACUCCAAAAGGAGUGCGAUACUUCCAUCAUUUCAACAUUGGUCUCUGUGGAAAUCAGGGAAGAAAAUUGGCCUCUUGUGUGGAUAAUGUUACAGGUGAAGGUGUAAUUGAAAACGAUGAAGGCUUUGCCAGAGCUGUCACAUCCUAUAUCUGCCAAUCCACACUUGUUCCAUCUGAUGUGACAGGAUUUAGGUCAAUUAUGUCAGCCCAUCCCAUCAAUUUAGCAGAUCGCUUAAUAGGAGUGACCACUCAAGCCACACUGGAUAAUAUCACUGCUGACCCUGACUUAUUUCCUAUUGAGAAAGACAGAACACUGCCUGAUAUAAUCUUUUUUUAUAGGUCUACUGAAUCAACACGGACUUGCAAAAAUGGGAGAACGUCCACAGUAAGAUUGAGAUGCAGUCCUAAAAGUGGUGGCUCAGGAGUCAUUUCAGUGCCAAGAAAAUGCCAAGAAGGAACAUGUGAUGGGUGUACCUUCCACUUCCUGUGGGAAACAGCGGAGGCCUGUCCUCUUUGUUCAAAAAGUGAUUACCACGAGAUAAUAGGAGCAUGUAUUAAUGGAAUUCAGAAAACUACUUAUGUGUGGUCAGAACCAAAAUUAUGUAAAGAGGGUGUUUCAUUGCCAGACGAAAAAGUAGUAACUUGCAAGACAAUUGACUUCUUCUUGAAGAUUGGAAUAAUCGCAGGGACAAUUACAGCCUGCUUAUUAAUCGCCACAACAUGCUACUUUUAUAAGAAAAAUCGGAAGUUAGAGUACAAAUACUCCAAACUGGUGAUCAAUGCCAAUGCAAAGGAUGGUGAGCUGCCAGCAGUUGAUAGCUGUGCAAUAAUGGAAGGUGAAGAUCUGGAAGACGAUUUGAUUUUCAUGAGCAAGAAAUCAUUGUUUGGAAAGAUAAAGUCAAUUACUACUAAGAGAACCCCAGAUGGUUUUGACUGUGUCCCAUUGAAAUCUUCCUCUGGAUCAGCAGACAUGGACAUAUAACAUGGUCUUUUCUGUACACUAUUUUGUAACCUAGCUAACUGAAGUGGCCUUUUUGAGACUCAUUUGAAUUAAGAACGCUUUAUUAAACAGAAGUUAUCAUUAGAAUGUAGAACAUAAAUGAGGAUCAUUUUGUAUGAAGGGUACAAACAUUGCCUCGUGAUAGCUUUACUACUGUAUCAUUUUAUGUACAACGAAGAUUAAUUAAAAGGAUUAAUUUAUGUUUAAAUCUUUAAAGGAACAAGGGGAUUGAUGACAAUCAUAAUUACAUAUUAUGGAACUACUUAAAAUCGAUUCUUGUUUGCAUCGAAAUCAGGAAUUCAGAAGGAGUUGAUUUUAAUACAGCUCCCAGUUAUUUAUAGAAUAAUCAAACUUCAAAGAUAUAUCAGCUUCAAGCUAUCAGCGUUACAAGUUGAAAAUACGACACCUUCAAAUAAUGUAAACUUAUGACAAACAUCUGGAAGCCAGCGAUGAGUCAAAUAACGUUUGGCUUGUAAUCUGAUCAUAAUCAGAAUAGGCUUUCAUGACAUGUCUUGUUGAUUCUCCUCCUUCGCCUUCAGAAAAUCUUGUAAAAUGAGCCGCCUUACCUCACUAUUCUGGUGUGCUACUUCUGUGGUUUCCAUGCUGUGCAUUAGUGCUUGUACAGUGCUUAAGCUCAAAUGCAUUAGCAUUAACACUGCAGCUGUCUUAAUAUCGAAAAUUUCCAGUGGGCGUACAUCCUUUCCCAUUUUCCAACAGGUUUGAUUAUUUCAUAAAAUGUCUGAAAUUAAAUGAUUUUGAGUAUAAGUUAAUGAUGUACAAAGAAGCAGUCAGUUGUUUUGCUAAUGUGAAGAUUUCUUAGAAAUUUAUUGUUUGACACAACUUUUUUUUUAAAUCACAAAUAAAAAAGGGGCUCAUUUAUUCUCACAGUUUCUUGUCAGAGCCAUCCCUAAUGAAUUAUCCCAUUUAGGCCAUUAUAUUAUCAUUUAUUUUCCUUUCUUAUUCCAAAGGCAGCUGACUUUAUAUUUCCUGUUGUUUUUGGACGCAGCAUAAGGAUAAAUAAAAUUCUUGAAAUGCAGAUUCCAUUCUGAAAGUGAUCCAAUUAAAGAUGCUUAGAUCUUAAAUGAAAUUUGGGUUCAUAACUAUGCUAUUUCACUGCAUGGAAAUGUUUUGCGCACAUAAUUUUUUUAAACUUUCUUUGAAAUUAAUAAUAAUUUUAAUGGUCCAGUGAAUUCAGCAAUGCAGGGGAAUUUUAAGUGAGUAGAUUGCUUCUAGCCUGAUGUGUCUCAGACUUUCAAUGCAAACCCAUUUUGAUGCACGCCAGCAAUUGUGUACUUUUCCCGAAGGCAUUUUAAAUUCAUUAUGGUGAAGCAAUGAUGAUUAAAUGACCCGCAUAUUAUAUUCGAAUAUUAUCGGAGUUGUGUCGAGCACAGUUCAAAUCUGCCCUUAGCAUUUUUCAAAUGGCUAAACAGUUUUUACAGUACUUCAUCCCCAAAAAUUUGGAACUAGCAUAUCUCCAGUUGGCUUUUCCCAACCAAUGAUAAGAUCUGAUUUUGGGACUUUAGCUAGUAUGUCCAACUUAUGAGGAACUUAGAUGCUAGCUCAGAAGUGUGUUCUUGACCAGAAACACAUCAACAAUCUUUGUUAAUAUUAUUAGCAAUGUGCAGUACGCUAAACAGUAAAUACGUAAAUCCAGAUCUCAAUCCAUACAAUAGCUACUUACAUAUCUGCUGUUAUCUAACUAGGGCAAACUAAUUUUGAACUGGGAAACCUUGCCCCCUAAAUUUAGGAGUGUAUUGUCCCAUUCACAAACCCUAAUUUUUAACCAGUUCAAAAUUUGCCAAUGAAUCAGACAUCAUCAGUUUACAUUACCAAAUAUCUGCAAAUCUAUCUAUUUCAUUUACAAGUUUUUGUAGCAUAAAGGCCAGCAACUUAUUGAUCUGCUUAAUUGAACUAUCAGCCGACCAUUGAAAGAUGUGUAAAUAUUCUUGCUGGGGAGAAAAAGAACCACUGACUGAAUAAACCAACCAAACAUUCACACUCAUGGAUGUGAUUCCACAUUCGUUUUGUAAGCAGCACAUUCACAAAGUAUGAUCCAUAAAUCUCCUCUUCAUUUAAACGCUCCAACUCUGCAAAUGUUGAAAGGAUCACAGGACCAAAACCUAUUCCUAUGUUAGAUGCCAACAUGUUUGUGGAGUCAAAUGUUUGUGUCCUCCCAAAAGAAUCUGAGAGCAAAAUCAGUUAUGUUGUAAAUGAUUGCACUUGCUUAAUAUUUCACUUUGUGCCUUAUACAUCCCUUAGACUCCUCCUGUUCAGACAAUUUUUACCUUGUUUCAGCUUUUCUCCAACAUCAUGCUCCAUUCAUGAGGAUAGGCAGGUGGUUAUAUGACAAGCUGUUUGGAUGUGCCUAAUAUUUUAAAGUCGUCCUGAGAUAUUCAUUUCAUUCUGUGGUACAAUGUUUCACUCACAGUAACCUGACAGAAAUUGGGAAGCCACUUUGUGUUGAACUUAAAUCCAAAUCCACACAUGUGCAUUCUGUGCAUUUUUUUGAUUAUGUGUGUUUGCUAAUUUUGAUUCCUCCUAAAAAUUCAAAGUUUAUUAAGUCAGUGAAUCUAAAUAUUUGAUUUGUUUUCUGUAGCUAAAAAAUUGUAUCAAAUCAGACUUAUAUCAGAUCAAUCUGAAGCUGCCUUAUUAUAGUAAUGUGUUAAUAAUAGUCUCUUUUGGGUAGGCAGAGUUUGGAGCACCUGAAAUUAGGAGACGGUCUUGACGAAAGGGGAUAUGUAAUACAAAGAUAAUGGAAUUUCUGCACAGUUCCAAUGUAACUUUGCCAACAAAAAUGUUUUCAUCAUUGCACAAUGUUAUGACUGGAUUUCAAGUUGUACUGUGUGAGAUGUCAAAGCUAAAAUUUAGCUUUAAAGAUUUUUAAUGAUGUAGUUUUAUUGUGAGAUCAGUUACAAUUAACAGGCAACUGCUUAUAUCUACUACUGUGUUUUGUAGAUCUAUAUGGCAGAUUAUUGAUAUUUUCAAUUUGUUUAAUGUUAGUGUAUCUGGUUCACUGCCAACUAGAAAUACGAAGUAACUCAGAAAUAAUUGUUAAUAAUCUUUGGAAAGGAGCACUCUACCUGUAUGUCAUUCAUGUUAUCAUUUUCAUGGAGGUGUGAAUUUGUUUAUAAUAAAUGUUUUGGAGAUGAUAUUGAAACAGGUGAUAAGUGAAUGACGCAUAAACAUUCGAGAAUUCAUCUGUUAUCUGUUAGCAGUGAAACAAGCAAUUCCCAGCAUCAUAUGUCGUUUUUAAAAAGUCUUAAUUGUAAUUCACAUGCUCACAAUGACAAAUUGAGCCAGUUAUGAAGGAAAUCAUAUCAUGAGACAUUUAAAAUAAAACUCUUUUUAGUUUCAUAA
Stegostoma tigrinum is the source of this 6807-nucleotide messenger RNA. RefSeq names its product endosome-lysosome associated apoptosis and autophagy regulator 1 (gene elapor1). Lineage: Eukaryota; Metazoa; Chordata; Chondrichthyes; Orectolobiformes; Stegostomatidae. Gene Ontology annotation, cellular component: late endosome; trans-Golgi network; lysosome. Bases 406 to 3432 code for a protein of 1008 amino acids. The record is from RefSeq and is a predicted model, not a curated record. Gene Ontology annotation, biological process: positive regulation of vacuole organization; autophagosome assembly. The transcript has 22 exons.